Messenger RNA from Crotalus tigris (Tiger rattlesnake), 6979 nucleotides. It is a transcript of the gene BRPF3, whose product is annotated as bromodomain and PHD finger containing 3. The transcript has 13 exons. The record is from RefSeq and is a predicted model, not a curated record. Gene Ontology annotation, molecular function: protein binding. Gene Ontology annotation, biological process: regulation of transcription by RNA polymerase II. Lineage: Eukaryota; Metazoa; Chordata; Lepidosauria; Squamata; Viperidae. Gene Ontology annotation, cellular component: MOZ/MORF histone acetyltransferase complex. The coding region runs from base 1320 to 4802 and encodes 1160 amino acids.
GAGACUGGACAGCCAUUUGUCUGAAAUGGUAUAGGGUUUCCUGCCUGAGCAGGGGAUUGGACUAGAUGACCUCCAAGGUCCCUUCCAACUGUUAUUAUUAUUAUUACAUUUAGAAUCCUUGUAAUAGCAUAGGGCUGCAAUUUAUUGCAAAUAUAACAAUUAGCAAUGGGAAAAAAGUUCUGUACAACAUAUGCAACAUAAAUCCAAAAUCCAGUCCCUUCACAAAUCAAAGUUUAAACAGCACAGCAGUACUCAUCUUUCCUAUUUACCUUUACCUAAGUGGUAUAAUUCAGGACUGCUAUCUUCAACCUGGUGCUUUCCAGCAUAUACUGGAUUACAAUGCCAGUGAUUGUUAUCAGGGGGAACACCUUUAGAGCAGAUUGAAAGGCUGAUUCAGACCCAGAUUCUUCAAAUUUAUGAGAAACAGGCUCACUUAUUACAGUGUGGCACAUAAUGUUAACAUCACAUGUAGCUCACCCGGCCAUAUUCAGACACUUGUCAUUUUGCUGGGCAGGGCCUCCCAAAGCAUAAGCCUGCAGCAAAUUGCCCACAUGCUCCAAUCUACAUAUGGGAUACACACGUUCUUACACGGAAGUGACUCUCCCUGUAGGAAUUGGAUCAGGUAUGAACAAGCUCUUCAGUUGCUGCCUCAGAAUGAUUCCCAGCACUUUUUCCUCUCGCAUGUCGCCAGAAUUCAAUUUAGUCCCCAAACCGGCCUCCUAAGCAGCCAGUUUCAAGACUACCCCCUCCCCCCGCCCUUUCUAAGGCUACAAGUGCCUCUGUCAGCACCAGCCCUCGAGGUCUACCCGCCACCACACAGGGUUCAUUAGCCUAUCUCGGUCACCUCCCCCCCCACACACACCGCUGCCCUCAGGCCUUCCAGAUCUAUGUCCGGAGAGGAAAAGCGGAGGGGGGGCGGUCCUUGUCGGGGGGGCGAGAAAGAGAGCCGAGCGCGCCUGCAGCCCCCUCCCUCGCCGCCUCCUUCCCUCCCCCCCCCUUUUCCUCUCCAUCGUUUGGCCGAGCUGCACUCCUGCUUUUGCCGCCGCCGCCUCCAUCUUGCCUUCCCUCGCUCCCUCCCUACCCUCCACCCCGCAACAGGAGCUGGAGCCGCGGCGGAGGUACUGAGGCAAGAGGCAGCGGGGCCGAGAGGGCUGGAAGUUGCGGGCAUGAGGGGGCGGCGCUGAAGAGAUAAGGGCUGAGCCGACAUCUUGUUCCCCCCUCCACCCUUUACCGACGGUGCAAUCCCGAACGCUCCGCGGAAAACCAGGGGCCCCGCGGAGAAGAACAAGGCGGCGGCCCAGAUUUUCCAACUUGCUGCUAUGAGGAAACCUCGGAGGAGGUCCCGGCAGACUUUGGAAGGAAGACGUUCUCCUUCACCAUACAGCUUGAAAUGCUCACCCACCCGAGAGACUCUGACAUACGCCCAGGCUCAGCGAAUAGUGGAAGUUGAUAUUGAUGGCCGUCUCCAUCGCAUCAGCAUUUAUGAUCCUCUGAAGAUCAUCACAGAGGAUGAGCUAACCGCCCAGGACAUCACAGAAUGCAACAGUAACAAAGAAAACAGCGAACAACCACUUUUUCCUUCAAAAUCCAGGAAAAAUCAGUGCAAAGGCAAAAAAAAAGAGACGUGCACCAAACAUGCUUCUGGAGCAUCUUUUCCUCUACCACAGCCCAGCUUUCGCAUGAUUGACUCUUUCAGCCAGCUGGAUGCUCCACCCUUGCCUUCAGCUUACUAUCAGUAUAUUGAGAAACCACCCGAGGAUGUUGAUGCUGAAGUGGAGUAUGAUUUGGAUGAGGAGGAUUUGGCCUGGCUUGACAUGAUCAACGAAAAAAGGAAAAAUGAUGGGUAUGGAUCAAUUUCUGCAGAAACUUUUGAAUUGCUACUAGAUCGUCUGGAGAAAGAGUCAUAUUUGGAGAGUCGUAAUAAUGGAGCCCAGCAGACCAUGAUAGAUGAGGAUGCUGUUUGUUGUGUUUGCAUGGAUGAUGAAUGUCAUAACAGCAAUGUCAUUUUAUUUUGUGACAUUUGCAACUUGGCUGUGCACCAGGAGUGUUAUGGAGUUCCUUACAUCCCUGAGGGACAAUGGCUUUGUCGCUGCUGCCUACAAUCCCCUUCCCACCCUGUUGAUUGUGUCUUGUGUCCAAACAAAGGUGGAGCAUUCAAACAGACCAGUGAUGGUCACUGGGCUCAUGUUGUUUGUGCCAUCUGGAUCCCAGAAAUUUGUUUUGCAAACACUGUGUUUCUGGAACCCAUUGAGGGAAUAGAAAACAUCCCACCUGCCCGCUGGAAACUAACUUGCUACAUCUGCAAGCAGAAGGGCAUGGGAGCAGCUAUCCAGUGCCACAAAAUGAACUGCUACACUGCUUUCCAUGUUACCUGUGCCCAGACAGCUGGUCUCUUCAUGAAGAUUGAGCCCAUGAGGGAGACCAGCCUCAAUGGCACCACAUUCACUGUGCGCAAAACUGCUUUCUGUGAGGCACAUUCCCCUCCUGGCACCAUGAAAAAAGGAAACACAACUACUCUUCAUGAAGGAGAUGAGGACAUUGUAAAGAAUGAGACAAUGGAGAGGGGCAGUCCCAAAAAUAAAAACAAAGUAAAUUGGAAGCAAAAGGUGAAAAAGGAAAGCAGUGCUUCUGUGCCUCUGCUAAUGGUCACACAGAUCCCUUCUUACCGGCUGAAUAAAAUCUGCAGUGGACUCAAUUUCCAGAGAAAGAAUCAGUUCAUGCAGAGGCUGCACAAUUAUUGGCUAUUGAAACGUCAGUCAAGAAAUGGUGUACCACUGAUACGGAGGCUACACUCUCACUUACAGUCCCAAAGAAAUGCAGAACUGAAGGAGCAGGAUGAAAAGACUAGUGCAGUAAAAGAAGAACUUAAAUAUUGGCAGAAACUUCGGCAUGACUUAGAAAGAGCACGGCUGCUCAUUGAAUUAAUUCGUAAACGUGAGAAACUCAAACGUGAACAGGUAAAGAUUCAGCAAGCUGCUAUGGAGUUACAGCUCACACCAUUCAAUGUUCUUCUGCGCACAACACUGGAUCUACUGCAGGAAAAGGAUCCAGCCCAGAUCUUUGCAGAUCCCGUAAACCUGAGUGAGGUUCCAGAUUACCUGGAAUUCAUUUCCAAGCCAAUGGAUUUUUCUACCAUGAGGAAGAAGCUGGAGUCCCACCAGUACCAAACACUGGAUGAAUUUGAAGAAGAUUUUAACCUCAUCCUUGCCAAUUGCAUGAGGUAUAAUUCUAAAGACACAAUUUUCCAUCGAGCAGCUGUCCGGCUCAGAGAUCUUGGAGGUGCAAUAUUACGCCAUGCACGACGGCAAGCUGAGAAUAUUGGCUUUGACCCCCAAGUGGGGAUUCAUUUGCCUGAAUCUCCAAAGACAGAAGAUUUUUAUCGUUUUUCUUGGGAGGAUGUUGACAAUAUUCUUGUUGCUGAGAACCGAGCUCAUCUUUCCUUGGAGAUACAACUGAAGGAACUAUUGGAAAAGCUGGACGUAGUGAGCACCAUGAGAUCAAGCGGUGCCCGAACCCGUCGCGUUCGACUCUUGAGACGAGAAAUCAACUCUGUCAGGCAAAAGCUGUCUCAGCAGCAGAGUAAAGCCGUGCCAAAUGGAGAAUCGGCUCCAUGGGAAGAAGGUCUGGAAAAAAUGCUGCACAGUGAUGAAGACAGGGAGAAAGCAGAUGACACCAAGCCCCCACUUCCCCCUACCCUGGAGCCCACAGGACCUGCACCCUCCCUAUCGGAGCUGGACUCUCUGCAGGACCCUCCAACUCUCAAACCCAUUAGCGAAAGCAAGUCCUUGAACAGACUGCAUAAACGGCUGAAGUCCGAGGGUGAGCUCUUUGAUAAGAAGACGCUGCAGAGGGAGAGCCACCACACCUUCCAGCGCUUGCUCAGCGACAACGGCCUGAAUGGAUUGGCCCUUCAGGCUACGGGCACUUCUGCCAGCCUCCCGUUUAGUGGAGUGGGCAGGCGGACUUCUGUCCUUUUUAAAAAAGCCAAGAACGGGGUGAAACUACAGAGAGAUCUGGACUGUCCCCUUGAGAAUGGAGAGGACCACGGCCAAAGUGGGCAGCUCUCCCCCUCCAGCAUAGAGGGUGAGCAGCCAUCUCGGAAACAGCCACAGAGUGGGAGCUACAGCGAGAGCGAUGACGAGAAAUCCCCCAGGCAGGCAGGAGUGACAGCAACUGUGACCAAUGGCUUCAGGAAGCAUACAGAAAGUGGGUCUGAUUCAGAAUGUAGCUCUGGACGGGGCAGCGGUCUUUCAUUGGACAUAUGCAGUAGUCCGCCACCACAUAAACGUAGCCGAGGAAAGCCUGCUCUUACACGGGUCCCUUUUCUGGAUGGUGUAAAUAAAGAUUUGGUAUAUAGCAACUCAGGAAGAAACUUGCUGAUGUCAUUUGAGGAACACGCUGACCUAGAACCUCUGGAGCUUGUGUGGGCAAAAUGUCGUGGCUAUCCUUCUUACCCAGCACUGAUCAUUGAUCCUGAGAUGCCACAAGAGGGCCUCCUUCACAAUGGAGUCCCAAUCCCUGUCCCCCCCCUGGAAGUGCUAAAAUUAGGUGAGCAGAAGCAAGCGGAGACUGGAGAAAAACUUUUCCUUGUCCUUUUCUUUGACAACAAGAGGACAUGGCAGUGGCUUCCACAAGAAAAAGUUCUUCCUCUUGGAGUAGAUGACACUGUGGAUAAACUCAAGAUGCUGGAAGGACGGAAAACCAGUAUCCGGAAGUCUGUCCAGGUUGCAUAUGACCGUGCAAUGAUUCACAUGAGCCGCGUUCGGGGAGACCAUCCUUUCGUCACCCCCAAUUAUCUGUAGGAAACCUGUUCUACCCAUCCUGUAGGAAGUAAUGUCUGCAUCCGCAGGCAAAGUGGAUCAACUAUAUCCUGAGGAAUAUGGGAUUUUCCUGCCUAUAGGAAGAUACAAUUGCCAUAUUUGCAUUCUUAGUAGAGACACGGUAUUUCCAACAGUAGGGAAAGUUCAUGUUACAUACUUGAUAUGUGCCAAAAAGUCUGCCUGGUUUCUUUCUGAACAUGUUUCCCAAAGGAUCCAGGUGGGAAAGAAGUGAUGUAGCAGCCUGACCUAGUAAGAAGAUGUUAGGAGCAGCUGCACUAUAAUGCUGCAACCCUGACAGAAUCUUAGAAAAUUUGCUGAUUGAACAAGAAGCCCUACCAGACUCUUGAGUUUUUAAACUUCAGCUAGUCCUGAAGCAGCUGUGGAGUUUAUUGCUUCUGCUAUGAAUUGAGGGUCUUUUUGAUGACUCUUGUGUGCCAAAUGUUCACUAAUAUUCCCCAUAUAUUUUCAUGUUAUUUUUGAAAAACACUGGUCCCCCUCCCCCUUUCAAUUACAUUUGCAACCCUGUGUAGAAAUCUCUAAAUUUGUAUAUGCUUUUAUGUUAGAGAUUACAAUAAAAAAGAAAGAUAGAAUAUUUGGGGGGUAACGCCCCUUUCCUGAUUUUCUGUCAUGCUCACAUUCACAGAGCUUUAAAUAUGAAGAAACCCCUUGGGAGAUAUUUUCUGUGAUUUUUACAUUUCAAUUUCAGAUUCGUAUACUUCUGAAAAUUGAUAAAAUAAUAUUUUAAAUGUUAUUUUACAAAUACUUAUGCUGCUAGAAUGUCGUUGCUAGAUAUGAAGGUUUAUUGUGAAAUGAGGAAAAAGCAAUCUUUAUGGUAUCAAAAACAUUUCCCCCCCACAUUACCCCUGUUCAUGAACAAUGUCACUGAAGCCCUGUCUCACUUGUCAUGCCUGUUCUUCAGGAAACCACAGCAUCCUGUCCGUUCUGUAGGAUUUCUAGACAUGGAAGCAUCGCCCUGUUUGGGUUUGGGCCAUUAAGCAUCACAUUGCACAUUUAGAGCUUUUUCCAGCUUUCAGUACUAAGUAUCUGCUUAUUUAGAGUGCCAUAUGUACUUUGAUGUAGGCAGUUCUGGACUAGGGUAAUCAUGUAGAAUCAUGAUUCCUCUUUACCUGAAGAAAUGAGAAUUAAAUUGGAAUGUGUUUGUCAUUCCUUACAGUCACUCUUGGCCACCCCAUAAAUACUUCAGCAUUUGCUUUCAUGCUCUCUGAGCUUCCGUUAUUGGGAUCUGUUAAAAAUAGAGCACAACCUCUUGGAGAAACCUAUUUUUUUUAACUUGCAUACGCUACAAAAAGAGGAAGAGCUGAGCUCUGCAAGUUAACAAUGUAUUUCAUAUGUAACAUUUGAUUUUAUGAAGUUUUUUUUUUCCGUUUAAGAAUUUCAAACCAAAGGUACAGAGCAAGAUUGUAAUUUGAAAACCAUUGUGUUUUUUUUCUUCCCUUUUCACUUCAUUAUUGUUGUUAUUUUCUUAUGAAGAGAUUGUGGAACAAAUGUUAUUGUGGGAAAAUCACUGCCAUUUCUAUGUGGUCUUUUUUUCAAGAACCACAUGUUGUACAUUGGGACAUAAAACCACACUAUAUGGGAAAUAUCUGUAACAUAUACAGAACAUGAAUAGGAAUCUUUUUUUAAAAAAAAUAGUUAAUAUCUCAAGAGUGUGGUUACAGAAGGAACUUUUGUACAUAAUUGUAAACUACUGUUCUAAAUUAUUAUUCAGGCCGAUUGUUAAUCCUUAAGUCCUCAGUUGUGUUGCUGGGUCUUUUGUAUGCAUACAGUAUAAUUAAUUUAAAGAAACAUACAUUUCCCCAGAUUGUAACCUGGUUGUUGACUUGUGAUUUAUGUUUAACUGUUUUAAGAUCUUGCAUUUUAAUUUCUUUUUUUUUAAAAUUACAAUUUAAGGAUUUGAAUUGGCUAAUAUCCUGCUGUUGCUAUGGGACCUAAAUGUGACUUGUCAGUCUGCUGUAAAGCACAGAUGGCUCUAUUUAUUGUAGAAAGUGAGUUUAUUUGCUUUCUAGAACUGUUUAUAUCAGAUGGAAUAAGAGGUAAUAAAUUCUAUGCUUGUAAAGAAAAAUGCUAAUUUUACCUACUAUAAUCUGACUGUCUGAAACUAUAUUUUCUCUCUGAGAAAUAAAUGUUCUAAUGUAAAA